Triticum dicoccoides is the source of this 953-nucleotide messenger RNA. Its product is annotated as transcriptional-regulating factor 1-like. The transcript has 2 exons. The record is from RefSeq and is a predicted model, not a curated record. NCBI's taxonomy places the organism in Eukaryota, Viridiplantae, Streptophyta, Magnoliopsida, Poales, Poaceae. Bases 22 to 657 code for a protein of 211 amino acids.
CAGGGUAGCAGCACAGUCUCCAUGGCGGCGGCCAAGAUCGUCGUCCUCCUGGCCGCGACGACGGCGCUCUUUGCCGCCGCGGCAGGGGCGGCGGACCCCCAACCCCCGCAGCUCGCAUCGGAAGCCCAGUGCUGGCCGUGCUACUCCUCCUGCAUGCAGACGUGCGACGCCCACGGCAGCACCCCCGCCCCCGAUGUCGUCAACUCUACCGAUGGUAGUGCGGUUGCUGUACACUCCACCGUCGGCGCUCCAGCUGCCAUCCACAAAACCGAGGAUGGUUCAGGCGCCCCCGUUGCUGACGGCUACGACGACAAAGGUGGCAGCAAAGGUGGCGGCGGGGAUGACUACGAGAAAUACUUCGAGUGCAAGAAGAAGUGCAUCGUCGACUGCUACAAGGACCUGCCGCCGGUGUGUUACAAGAUGUGCGUCUCCCAGACCUGCCUCACCCUGCCACCAUGUAAACGAGGGGAUUGCUUCAAAGCAUGCGGGAGCAAAUGCUUCCACAACCAGCCGUACCCCGGGCCAAACCCGGGUCCAACACCUCCUAAGCCCAUGCCACCGCCGCCAUCACCCCCGAAGCCCAUGCCGCCGCGGCCGUCGCCCAUUCCACCGAAGCCAUCCCCGCCGAAUGCCGCUGCCAAAGCCAAUGGCUACUAGUUGUAUCCGCGUCGAGCAACACUAGCAACAACUGAUGGGUGUACGUCGGUACGCGACGAAGGUUUAUGCACACAUACAUUCAAAAAGGACGAUAUGAAUAUAUGAUGGCGCCCUAUAUGAUUGCUACAUUUUCUUUCUUACAACAAAGGAUGAAUUUUAUUUACUCCCUCAAUCCAUAUAUAUAGUGUCUAAUAUGUUUUCGAGAUGGCCUUUGACUAUUGAUAAGAUUAAUAGUAUAUGAGAUGUAUAAUGUAAAAAUUAUAUCAUUGAAAGCUCCUUUCACACGAAUUUGAUGA